UUGCAUGUGCAUGUGCUUUUGAUCAAUUAACAUGAAGGGCGACGGAAGGUGCUUCAAACUCUUUCUUGCAUUAUCGAUCCUUUUCCUACAAAACGUAAAAGGAGGAGAAGUUGGCCACAGCCACAACCACAGCCACAGCCUCAGAGAUGCUAAAGUGACAGUGAGGUGCAUAGAGAGGGAAAGGCAAGCACUACUUGCAUUCAAACGUGGCCUGGUGGAUGAGUUCAAUUAUCUCUCUUCUUGGGGUUCUGAAGCCGAAAAACAAGAUUGUUGCAGAUGGGAAGGAGUCUAUUGUAGCAACCAAACUGGCCAUGUGAUUGAACUUUAUCUUGGAUAUUAUUUCCCUGGUAAGAUGAUUCAACUUCAACCUUAUUCUGUCCAAGUUAAGAUGAUUAGUCCUAAACUGAUUGAGUUGCAGCAUUUACAAUAUUUGUACCUUACACGGAUUGAUUUCAAUAAGAUCCAAAUUCCAAAUUUCAUUGGUUCUCUAACCAAUCUAAGAAACCUCAGUCUCAGUUUCUGUAAUUUGGCUAGUCAAAUUCCAAGUUCGUUUGGAAACCUCAAGCAAUUGCAAUAUCUCGACCUCAGCGGUAAUCAGCUUCAUCAACCAGAAAAUCUCAAUUGGCUCCCUGCUCUUUCUUCUUUAACGUAUUUGGACCUAAGCCAAAACAAUCUCAGUACUGUUUUCGAUUGGCCAGACAAAUUCUUUCUCCUCCCUAAACUAGUAAAGUUGACCUUGGAGAACUGUAGUCUUCCUCCUCCUCCUACUCCAAUUCUUUCCACUACUCUUUACAAAACAAAUUCUUCUACAUCUCUUGCGUAUGUUCGUCUCUCUAACAACCAUCUCACUUCUUCAAUAUUUCUUUGGUUGUCCAACUACAGUACAAGCCUUGUUAGUCUUGACCUCUCCAACAAUAAUCUAUCUGGUUUCAUUCCCGAUUUCAUUGGCAACAUGAGCUCUCUUGUGUAUCUGUAUCUCUCCAACAAUUAUCUAACUGGUUUCAUUCCCGAUUUCAUUGGAAACAUGAGCUCUCUUGUGUAUCUGGAUCUCUCUGAUAACCAGAUUGAUGGAGCGAAUCCAAAUUCGUUUGCAAGGCUGUGUAAUUUGAGAACAUUGCGGCUUCAAAGAAAUCAUCUGAGUGGACAAUUAUCCAAGUUUGUUCAACUAUUGCCUAGAUGUGCUCAAAACUCAUUAGGGGGUCUGGACCUCUCUGAGAAUGUUCUUAAGGGGUCAUUAAACAAUCUUACAAGCUUCUCAUCUUUGAAAUGGUUGAAUCUUAGCGCCAAUCAAUUAAGCGGAAAAAUACCUGAAAGUAUUGGGCAAAUGUCGCAACUGAUGAAGAUCGAUUUCAGCAUAAACUCUUUGAAAGGGGUGGUUUCAGAAACUCAUUUCUCAAAACUCUCCGAUUUAUAUUAUUUGGAUUUAUCCUAUAACUCACUAGUUUUAAAUUUCCAUUCUGAUUGGGUUCCUCCCUUCAAGUUGGGUUACAUACUUUUGGCGUCCUGCAAUGUCGGUCCUCUUUUCCCAAAAUGGCUUCAAACUCAAAAUGAUUCUUUCAUCCUUGAUAUUUCUAAUGCUGGAAUUUCUGAUAUCCUUCCAAGUUGGUUUUGGAGUAAUCUUCGUAAAGCAGACAUUAUUAAUCUCUCACAAAACCAAAUCAGAGGAAUAUUUACAAAUUUGACAUUGGAGUUUGCACAUUACCCAGAACUACAUUUGAGUUCGAACCAAAUAGAAGGUCCAAUUCCCUCAACUCUAUCACAAGCCUCGUAUCUGGAUCUCUCUAAUAAUAACAUUUCAGGGUCGCUUUCUUUCCUAUGUGCAAGUGCGGAUAUGAAUUUAACAUUUCUUAAUCUUUCAAGCAACAGUUUUUCUGGAGAACUUCCAGAUUGCUGGAGCCAUUUGGAGAAUCUAGUCAUGCUUGAUUUGAGUAACAACGCUUUUUCCGGAAAAAUUCCCAUGGCAAUAGGCUCUUUAUUUCAAAUGCAAACUUUGAAAUUAAGAAGCAACAGAUUUGUUGGAGAAUUGCCUUCAUCCUUGAAGAACUGCAGAAGUUUAGAGGUAAUUGAUCUGGGAGAUAAUGAAUUAUCAGGUUCAAUACCUAAAUGGUUAGGGUUCAGCUUGAAGAAUUUGGUUAUUCUGAUGCUUUCCUCUAAUCACUUCAAUGGAAGCAUGCCCUCGCAAUUAUGUCAUCUAACACGAAUUCAAAUUAUGGAUUUCUCUGUGAACAACAUCUCUGGAAGGAUACCCAAAUGCCUCAACAAUUUGACUACUCUGGCUAAAAAAGGAAACCCAAGUCUAUCCAGCACACAUUCUUAUUACAGAGUUACGGGUGAGGGCUCAUUUGCUGUAACUAAUUAUGAGGAUGAUGCAAGCUUUAUAUGGAAAGGAAGAAUGCAGACAUACAAAAGCACUUUGGGCCUUGUGAAGAGAAUUGAUCUCUCAAGCAAUAGAUUAACAGGGGAGAUUCCAUGUGAAAUCACUUAUCUUGCUGAGUUGGUUUCUUUAAACCUUUCAAGAAACCGGUUAACAGGUCAAAUAACUCCAGGGAUUGGAAAUUUGCAGUCAUUGGAUUCUCUUGAUUUGUCAAGAAACCAGAUAGAUGGAAGAAUUCCGACAAGCCUUGCUCGGAUAGAUCGUCUUAGUUUCUUGGACUUGUCAUAUAACAACUUGUCUGGCAAAAUACCAACAGGCACUCAGCUCCAAAGCUUUGAUCCCCUUGAUUAUGCUGAAAAUCCUCUACUCUGUGGACCUCCACUUAAAAAGAUGUGUGUUAAUCAAAAUGAGCCAACUGACUUGAGCAAUGAGGAGGAUAAGGAUGAGUUUAUAACACUGGGAUUUUACAUCAGUUUGGGGAUUGGGUUUGCUGCUGGAUUUUGGGGAGUUUGCGGCACUUUGAUAUUCAACAGGCCAUGGAGAUAUACAUACUUCAAGUUCUUGAAUGAUUUAAAUGAUUGGCUUUAUGUGAAGAUAGCUUUGAUCAAGAGGCAACUAAAGCUAGCAUAUGCCUAAUAGAUAAGCUCGCAAUGCUGCAGCAUCUAAAUUAGGAGAAAAGUAGCUGUAGCUGAAUGCCUCCUUUCAGUUCAAGUGUUGAAGAUUGCCAGUACGCGCACGCUUAGGUAUCUGGAGAAGAGUUUAUGAGUUAAUUUGGAGUGCUUAGUAGGAAUAAAUAUGAGUUAUAUUAGUGUUAAUUACUUGUCAAAACAAUUAAUUUGGAGU
This is a messenger RNA of Prunus mume (Japanese apricot), 3217 nucleotides long. NCBI's taxonomy places the organism in Eukaryota, Viridiplantae, Streptophyta, Magnoliopsida, Rosales, Rosaceae. The record is from RefSeq and is a predicted model, not a curated record.